AUGGAGUCUCGUGUGCUAACCGGCGCCACCACCAUUCGCGGCUUACCACUUAUUCGGAAGCCGGUGGCCAGGUUCACCGUAAACUGCGGUGUCCCUGCCUUGAAGCCCACCGGCACCUUCAAUGAUGGCGGGAACUUGAUUUGGGGAAAGAAGCUCCGUCCAGCUAUUCUGCUCGAAGCUUCCCCUGCGACCGUGGUUUUUCCGGUGAAUAGGAGGGAGUGUCUCCCGCCAUGCCUAGCCGCGGCUUCUUCGCCGGCCGAAGGAAGCGAUUCACCCGGGCCGGUCGGGUUCUUCCAGAAAUAUCCGGCUAUUGUCACCGGGUUCUUCUUCUUCAUGUGGUACUUUCUGAACGUAAUUUUCAACAUCCUCAACAAGAAGAUCUACAACUACUUCCCCUAUCCUUAUUUUGUGUCGGUAAUUCAUUUGUUCGUUGGGGUUGCUUACUGCUUGGUUAGCUGGGCUGUGGGACUUCCCAAGCGAGCUCCAAUUGACUCAAACCUCCUGAAGCUGCUCAUCCCAGUGGCUGUGUGCCAUGCUUUAGGCCACGUAACAAGCAAUGUCUCGUUUGCUGCUGUUGCUGUCUCGUUCACUCAUACAGUUAAAGCUCUCGAGCCUUUCUUCAAUGCUGCUGCUUCACAAUUCAUACUUGGGCAACAAAUACCUAUCACAUUAUGGUUGUCACUGGCACCAGUUGUUCUUGGUGUAUCAAUGGCAUCAUUGACUGAGCUGUCUUUCAACUGGACUGGCUUCAUUAGUGCUAUGAUUUCCAAUAUCUCCUUCACUUACAGGAGCAUCUAUUCAAAGAAAGCUAUGACCGAUAUGGAUAGCACUAACCUAUACGCCUACAUUUCUAUCAUCGCUCUUGUUGUCUGUAUUCCACCAGCCCUUAUCCUUGAGGGACCUCAACUACUAAAGCACGGGUUUAGUGAUGCAAUUGCUAAAGUGGGGUUAACAAAGUUCAUCACAGAUCUUUUCUGGGUUGGAAUGUUUUACCACCUCUACAAUCAGCUAGCAACAAACACCCUUGAGAGAGUGGCACCCCUCACUCAUGCAGUUGGCAAUGUGUUGAAACGUGUUUUCGUGAUUGGCUUCUCGAUCCUGGUCUUUGGAAACAAAAUUUCACUGCAAACUGGUAUUGGUACAUCCAUUGCAAUUGCUGGAGUUGCAAUAUACUCCUUCAUUAAGGCCAAGAUUGAAGAAGAGAAACGACAACUGAAAAAAGCAUGA
This is a messenger RNA of Fraxinus pennsylvanica, 1227 nucleotides long. NCBI's taxonomy places the organism in Eukaryota, Viridiplantae, Streptophyta, Magnoliopsida, Lamiales, Oleaceae. The record is from the annotation of a GenBank genome assembly.